Paralichthys olivaceus (Japanese flounder) is the source of this 3706-nucleotide messenger RNA. RefSeq names its product Rho GTPase activating protein 18 (gene arhgap18). Gene Ontology annotation, cellular component: cytoplasm. Gene Ontology annotation, molecular function: GTPase activator activity. The record is from RefSeq and is a predicted model, not a curated record. Gene Ontology annotation, biological process: signal transduction; regulation of actin filament polymerization; regulation of small GTPase mediated signal transduction. NCBI's taxonomy places the organism in Eukaryota, Metazoa, Chordata, Actinopteri, Pleuronectiformes, Paralichthyidae.
CAGAGAGAGAGAGAGAGAGAGAACAAGAGGGUGACGGAGGGAGAGAAGGGGGGAGCAGAGACCACAACAUGCCGGCGAUGGACGACAGAUAGACAGAUGAGAGAGAGUGUGGAUGUCAGCUGAGUGUGAAGAGGAGGACAGAAGAGGAAGAGGAGGAGAAACAUGAGUCGACAGCAGCAGCAGACCCGGGGAGUGGUUUUAACGGGUUACCACAGCAACGCGGAACUGUUGCCCCAAACCGGACCGUGCGCCCCCAGCUGUCAAUCAGCCAGGGACCCCGAGACCUCCACCGAACCCAGCCGCAGAACAGGCCAGUACACCCUUCAACAGAACCAAAACACACCACAUGGAUACGGAGUCGGGCCUGGCGCUGCAGCCAGUGUUACCAGCAGCACUGAACCGUCGCUGUCACUCCCCAAUCCGAGCUCUGCAGCCUGCUCCAGGUCUCAGCCCUCCUCCAGCCCAAAGUCUCACUCCAGCCCCAGACACAGUCCCAACGCCAGGGCCAGACCACGACCCACGUGUCAGCGCUGUUACUCUCAGGACUCUCUGGAUGAGCUGGAGAUGGACGAUUACUGGAAGGAGGUGGAGAACAUCACUCGCUCGGGGGAAGGAGCGGGAAGGGGAGACAGUGGAGGAGAAGGAGAAGUUCAAGAGGAGGAGCAGAAUAAAACUCCCGAGGAAGGAGAGCAGGAGGAAGCGUGGCUCGCAGAGGCGGGGCUAGCCCAACUCUUUGAUGACACAUUGGCAGCUGACCAGGAUCAGGAAGAAGACAAUGCAGUGUUCCUGUCCACGCUAACCAGAACGCAGGCGGCGGCCGUAGAGCGCCGUGUGGCAUCGCUACAGCAGACGUUGCUACGGCGACGCAACCGACAACACGUUCCUGAUGUUAGGGAUAUAUUCAGACCUCCUGAAAAGGAUGAGCUGCCAAUUCAGAUCAAAGAAGGAAGUGAGAAUGGACAAAAAGAAGUCACUUUAGCUGAAACGGAGACAGAACUGAACGUUGAAGUGGCGUUUUCAGAGCAAGCGCUCACAUACAGGGAUAUCAACCAAAGAUUAAAGGUCACCACCAGCCCUAACUCGCCUGACGACAAACUACCAAACUUUAAGCUGCUCCGAGAUAAAACAGGUCAAACCAGAGUAGGAGAUCUGUCUCCUCUGGAUAUGAAAAAGGUGCGUAGAGUGGUGCUUGUGGAGAUGACGGCUCUCUUCGACACUGCUGGGAUAGACCUGAAGGCGCACAAAGCUGUCAAAGUCAAGACUAAAGAAAGUGGUCUGUUCGGUGUGCCACUCACCACUUUAUUGGAUCAGGACCAGAGGCGGGUUCCUGGGACCAAAGUGCCAUUCAUACUGCAGAGGUUAAUCACUCAUAUCGAGGAGGAAGGAUUAGACACAGAGGGGCUUCUACGGAUCCCUGGAGUGGCCACGAGAGUCAAGUCACUGUGCCAGGAGCUCGAGUCCUCCUGCUAUGAUGGGAUGUUUCCAUGGCAACAGUUGAAGCAGCACGAUGCUGCGAGCCUUCUGAAGCUGUUCAUCAGGGAGUUACCCCAUCCAUUACUGACUGUGGAGUACCUCAGCACUUUUAUUGCCGUCAACAAGUUCCCCACAAAGAAGCAGCAGCUGCAGGCUUUGAACCUGCUGGUCCUUUUGUUACCAGAGCCCAAUCGGGACACUCUGAAGGCGUUGGUGGAGUUCUUCCAGCGUGUUAUUGACCACCAGGUCAAGAAUAAAAUGACGCUCAACAACGUCUCAGUUGUCAUGGCACCCAACAUCUUCAUGUUCAAAGGCUUCCGCUCCAAGGUUACAGAACAACAGGAGUUCUCCAUGGCAACCAGCACAGCCAACAUUGUCCGCCUGCUGAUAAGAUACCAGAAUCUUCUUUGGACAAUCCCCAAGUUCAUCAUGACCCAGGUCAGACAACAGAAUAUGGAAAGUCAGCGGAAACAGAAUAAAGAGAGAGCUGUAAGAAAGCUACUGAAGAAGAUCACCAUUGAGAAACUGCCUGACAAAGCUGCCCCUGAGGAGAGUUCACAGGGAUUUAUUCGAGUCCAAGCCCCCCAGUUCAGUAAGACCUCUAUGGCUGUUCAGCUGACUGAAGAGCUGCUGGCUGCUGAUGUUCUCUCACGCUUCCUCAGCCAAGACAGUUCAGUGGCAGUGAAACGAGAAGAGCUGUGUCUCUAUGAGAUCGGUGGGAACAUCAAGGAGAGAUGUCUAGAUGGGGAAACAUACAUGAAAGACCUCUUCCAGCUGAACCCUGCAGCAGAGUGGGUCAUCAAAGCUGCCCAGCGAUGAACUGGGGAUGAAUCAUGGAUGCUGGACUUGUUCCUGUUCUCACCACAGGGUCCUGCUGAGAAGGGACUGCACCUGGUUCUCUGUGGGUUUUGCUGCUUCGGGACGUACAUUGACAUGGACACUGAUAGUUUUCAACAUAUGGGAGUGUAACAUGGUUUUACACAUAUGAUUGACCCUUAAAAUCUACCACAAAGUGCAAAGUAAUCCAAAAUCCAUGAAAACCCAUUAGGUGAAAUGUGUGGUUAUACAUUUCAUUGUCAAUUCUUUGCAUUAACAAAAAUCCCAAACAAGAAGUAACAUUAGACUGUGAUGGCAAAAUCAACCAUUUAAUUUAUUCCACCCUGCCUUAUGCUGCUCACUGUAAUUUAAGUACAGCUGUCAUCUCUCACAGGCCACAGACACUGGGGGAAAAAGUUAUUUCCUCUAGUUGGUCUCAGCACUUAAGUCACAAUAUUGUGAUUCUUAAUAUUGUGUGAUACUGUAAGUAUUUCAUUUGUAUACUGUGGGUUAUUGCCUCUAAUCACUUUGUGGUGCCUGCUAUAAUAAGCUGAAUUAAUACAGUUUGCGGCAAUAAGUUAUCGAAAUUCUAUUAAAUCAGUUUUACCCAUUUUGAAAAUAUUGGCUUUUAUUUAUCCAUAUUUUUUAUUGAAAGCCCUAAAAAGUAAAGAAAUGGUCAUGGUGUUGAAUGUGAGUGCAUGGAAGCAUGUAACUGUGACCAGUACGUAUGGAACAUUGGAUUGAAUGGGCAUACGUCAGAGGUCCAGAGGUGGACUGUCAGGCGAGCAUGAACCAGCAGAAAGUUUUUAUGAGGACACGCAAUGACGACAUCACUGUUUUUAUGUCAUGUUAAUAUUGUUGUUUUCAGAGUGGAUGUUCGAGUGUGUUUGAAUCACAUGACCGUGCGAAUGUGACAAGAUACAUUUCCACAUUUUAUAUGAACAGUCUUACAUCUACAUGGAAUUAAUCAAUUGUCCAUCAUACUAAAGAUGGACUCUGAUCAUUUUUGAAUAAAUUAACUCACUGCAUACAUGGCCUUAUGAAAUGAUACACUCUUAGCAUAGUGGGUCCAAAACUAUCUGGAAAGUGGACACUCAUACCUUUUGGCAUUUGUUGUUUUAAUUGGACUUUUAGCAUAAUGAGUAUAAAAGCCUCCAACACAGGCCUAAUCUGAUCCUUUGUGCUUCUCACAGUUUCAGCAGCAGAGGAUCAGAUCUGCACUACAGCAUCAAACUAAAUAACCAUGUGUCAUUUCUGUUUUUUUUAGUUGAACUCAGUCUGUCACUCCCUGCCUUGCAUUAUCUUUUGAACUGUGAAUUUUAUUUUGUUUCUUUAAAAUAAUUAAGUCCUUGUCUUCUUACUGCCUUGGAAAUGACCACUAAAACAGCCUGUAAAUAAACAUGUACUUACUAAUCAC